AUGGAAUAUUCACCUAGUUCAACUAUUGAAACUAUUGAAGAAGAUAAGGAUGUUUAUUUAUAUGAAUUGAAUAAUUUAAAUAAUUUCAAUCCUUUACCACCUCCACCAAUUCUGGAUCCUUAUAAUUAUAAUGGUAAUAAUCAUGGACAUUCAAUUCAUUCCGGUAUUAAUGGAGGACUUAACCACAAUAAUCAUAAUUCCCUCAAUCCUUCAAAUCAUAUUCAUCCACAAAUAGGUUAUUCAAAUUCUCCGAUUUCAAAUCGACAAAAUUCAAUUCAAUCUUCAAAUUCUUAUCCAAUUGAUAAUGAUUCCCAAAAUAAUCCAUCAAUUUUUUCAAAUUCAAAUAAUUCUUAUAAUUCAAUUCAUGAUGUCGAUAAUUCAAUUUAUAAUUUAGAUUAUGAAUUAGGAUCUUUUGAAUCAAUUGAUAGUAGUAUUAAUACCCCAAAUCAUUCAUUUAAUAAUUCUUUUAAUUCUUAUUCAAAUCAUUAUAAUCCAAAUUAUUUUGAAUAUCAUAAUUCAAAUCAUGUAGAUUCUUUUGAUAAGGAAAAAUUUUUAUCCAGAAAUUUAUCAACAACCUUUUCUGAUGUUUCACCAUUAAAUAAAUAUCAAGAAUUUACAAUAGAAUCAACUCCAAUUCAUAAUAAUGUUAAUUAUUCAAAUAUUAAUAAUACUCCAAAAUUACCCCAAUUAACAACUUUCCAUCAUCAUCCUUCUUUACCAAAUUUACAAUUAGUUAAUGGUGAAUAUGAUAAAGGUUCUCAACCUUCAACACCUGAUUCUCCUAUUAAAACUCCAGUAGAUUUCCAAUUAAGAAGAAAGAAAAAAUCUUUUAAUCAAAUUAAUUCUCCAUUUAAUUCUCCUAAUUUAGGUAUUUCAAUUAAUGGUUUAGGAGUUUCAGUAGAAACUGAAUCACCAAUUUCAACUCCAGCAAAGAAAUAUACUAGAAGAAGAUUAUUACCUAGAUCAAAAAAUGGAUGUUGGAUUUGUAGAAUUAAACAUUUAAAAUGUGAUGAAAUUAAACCUCAUUGUACUUCAUGUGUUAAAUAUGGUAUUAAUUGUGAUUAUUCUCCUGAUAAACCAAAUUAUGUUGUAGAUAAAAAUUUAAGAAAUAAGAAAUUAAUUGAAAUAACUCAAAUCAGAAAGAAUAAUCAAAAAUUAAGACCAAAGAAAUCAAAGAAAAGAUUAGAUGAUUAA
This is a messenger RNA of Yamadazyma jaroonii, 1194 nucleotides long. The record is from the annotation of a GenBank genome assembly. NCBI's taxonomy places the organism in Eukaryota, Fungi, Ascomycota, Pichiomycetes, Serinales, Debaryomycetaceae.